Messenger RNA from Candoia aspera, 2876 nucleotides. RefSeq names its product solute carrier family 39 member 1 (gene SLC39A1). Gene Ontology annotation, molecular function: zinc ion transmembrane transporter activity. The record is from RefSeq and is a predicted model, not a curated record. Gene Ontology annotation, biological process: zinc ion transmembrane transport. The coding region runs from base 222 to 1265 and encodes 347 amino acids. Gene Ontology annotation, cellular component: plasma membrane. The transcript has 4 exons. NCBI's taxonomy places the organism in Eukaryota, Metazoa, Chordata, Lepidosauria, Squamata, Candoiidae.
CGGCCCCGCCCCUUUGGAACGUCUGGACACUUUCGGAGCUGGGCUGCGUCGGGGACGCCCGCGAGCGCCGUCGGUUGGCUCCUCGGUGACGUUUGGGGCAGGCUGAAGCCGGCAGGGCAUGGAGAAGACGCGGCGGACUUGAAGGGGUUGAUGUGACGUCUGCCUGGGCAAUCAGCUCGCCUGCUUUUGGAGAACCAAGCCGGAGGGUCUGCAAGCUGGAGAUGGCUGGGGGGAUGGCUGAACCGUGGGACCCUGAUGCCAAGCUGGAACAUCUGGUGUGGAACCCGUAUGGGACUCCCCUCCGCUCUGCCAAGGGCCUGGAGUUGAAACUUGGUUCCUUGGUGCUUCUCCUGUUGGUGACUCUGCUGUGCGCAUUUGUCCCCCUGUGGCUCUUCCGGAGGCCAGGAUCUGCCCCUGCCAGUGCAAAUUUUGGUCCUCAAAGAAAAACUCUAAGUCUGGUGAGCUGUUUUGCUGGUGGCAUCUUCCUGGGGACGUGUCUCCUCGAUUUGGUUCCCAAUUAUCUCGCCAGCAUUAACGAGGCCCUCAAUGACUUGCGAAUCACGCUCCAUUUCCCUUUGCAGGAAUUUAUUCUGGCAAUGGGCUUCUUUCUGGUCCUGGUGCUAGAGCAGAUUGUGCUGGCUUACAAGGACCCUUCAGGAUCCCUGGAGGAGACCGAAGCACUCCUAGGCUCUGCGUCCCAUCGUCCCGCCUCCCCACAGGACCAGAGUUGGGAAUCCUUGCGGCCCCAGCCCCUCGCUCGGGACCGCCUGGCUAGCGAGCGCGCCCACGUCCACGUGGACUUCAACGCCCACUCGGCCGUCCGCUCCGUGGUGCUUCUCCUGGCCCUCUCGCUGCACUCCGUCUUCGAGGGGCUGGCCGUGGGGCUGCAGGAGGACGGCACCCAAGCCUUGGAGAUCUGCCUGGCCCUCCUCAUUCACAAGGGGGCCAUCGCCUUCAGCCUGAGCCUCAAGCUGCUGCAAGGGAAGCUGCGUGCCCGGGUUGUGGCCGUUUGCCUGGUCCUCUUCUCGACCAUGUCCCCACUCGGCAUCGGGCUGGGGGUGGCUCUGACCGAGGUCCCCAUGGCUGCCUUGUCCCGUCUCUCCCGCAGCGUCCUGGAAGGGUUGGCCACGGGAACUUUCAUCUACAUCACCUUUUUGGAGAUUCUGCCACACGAACUCGGGUCCUCCGAGCAGCGCAUCCUCAAGGUCAUCAUCCUCCUGGCUGGGUUCGCCCUCGUCACCAGCAUUUUGUUCGUGAAGAUCUGAGCAGGGGGUGGGCGUGGGGCAGGGGAGGGGGUGAAAACCAGCCCCUCCCAAAGGCAGCUGUCGGGGAGACGUCGCCCUCCACGCCACUGAUUUCUCCCUGCGGAGUUUGCCAGACCUUUGCUCGAGAGCAAGCUGGGGCACCCACUUUCCAUUGCCAAAAGCGACUCCGUCGUUCUUGCCGCCCCCCUCCGACGGGGCUGCCGAACUGCAGCUCAAAAGGCUGGGCUGGGCUCCUGCAAUUUCAAGGCCAUCCGAACCUGCAAAUCCAGCCCGGGGCCCAGAGCGAGGAUUCGCGCAGGGUGGACGCACGCUACGCUCCCUGGAGGCUCAAAUAUUUUCCGCCGAAUAAUUUGAGAGCGCCGUGCUGGGGUUACGACUAAUGCUGGGUUCAGUUAGUUGAGGAUGGGAGUGUUUGGGUUUGUUAAUAAAUUGUGCUGGGGCGGGGGGGGGGGAUUUUAGGUGCCAAACCGUCUCCGUUCAGCUGGGGAGGGAGAACUGCCUUGCCUUAACUUUUCCAGGGCCUUAAAUGUUUUUAAAGGGUUUGAGCCACACGAGGAAGAUGUAGGUUAACAGAUGCGUCAUCUGCCGUCAAGAUCGUCCUGCGUUUAGGACUCUUUCCGUGUCUUUGAAAUGGCAAACCAGCCACGCUGACAAGGGUUAGUAUCUUUCAUUUCCGAACAAAGUUGGCUAAGUUUAUCGGGCGAACGCAGCAGCUCGGCGUGCCGCGCGCAGGCCAAGGACCUGGUUACGCAAAGCUGUGGUGUGACCGCCGGUUGCUGAAUAAAUCACGCGGGGUGGCCAGAACGAAGCUGAGGGCGCUGUGUCGAUGUGAUUUAUGGAUGCGAGAAGGAGGAAACUAACCAGGUUGUUAGGAAAGCCUCUUGAACUGAGUCAGUGUUACGCUGACUGGUUGCACAACUUACUGAGGUUUUAACAGGGUGGUUAGGAGUUUGGGAGUCUCUGUUAGCCAAACAUAUCCCUCCGCUAAAUUCAGGGCUUGCAUUAAACAACAGCCCGGGUUUUCUGCCCCGGGUCAGGUCCAAAACUGCAGAACGCAAAGAAAGAGGUUUGCGGAAGGACAGGGAUUUGGGCCAGGGGGAGCGUGGCGGAAGCCUUUCCGCUGUAAAGAAGACCCCAAGCGGAGCCUGGCCCGUUUCUCGUGCAAAGCCUGUUCAUUCAGCUUCAAGAAAGCCGCCUUUGUUCUUUAUUUCCUGUCUCUCGAAUGGGAGGGCAAGGGGCCAAGCCUCCAUGGUGCAAUAAUUUUUGUGCCUUUUACGGGGUGGGAAACGCUCCCUGUUUUUGCACAUUUCGCUGUUUUUAGAGUUCCUCUACCUGGGUGUGCUGUUAGCACGGCCUUCUUAAUUUGGGUGCCUUCUGGGUGUUUGUGGACAACAACUUCCAUUGUCCCCAGCCAGCAGGGGAAGAUGGGAGAUAGAGUCCGACACACCUGUGGAGGUGUUUUUUUUUUUUUCUUGCACUUCUGCGGCAUCCCAGUUUGCAGCGGGUAGAACAGCUGCAUGCGCAGAUCAACGUGUCUGGGCUGGGGUGGGGGCAUGCAAGAAAAAAAGCUGUUUUUGCAGAGGGAGUUGUGGAAUAUAUGCGUCUGUGUGU